AUGGAUACAGCAAUUAUGAACGAAGUGGUUUCCCCUCAACACCACCCUUCUACCUCGAUCACCUCUCGAAGCGCGAACUCCACGUCCGCGGAGCACGAUAUCCGACUGAACAAGAGACCACGAGACGUCAUAGCUCCAGUCAAGACCAGCCGCAAAAAGCUUCGAAUGCCCAAGUUUCCAUGGGAGAAGCUCCCAUUUGAGCUUCGUGAGAAGAUUUUCGAAUUCGUUAGUGGGAUUUCGAGAGCAGAACACAAGCAGCUGCUUAACAAGGACGCGCCAGCAACAUACUUCAAGAGAGAACGCGGUUCACAUAUGCCAGCUCUUAUCGUUGCACUUCGACCUCUGGCUACUUCAUAUCAUCACGUCUUGCAAUGGUUCUAG
Mollisia scopiformis is the source of this 381-nucleotide messenger RNA. RefSeq lists its product as uncharacterized. The transcript has a single exon. The record is from RefSeq and is a predicted model, not a curated record. NCBI's taxonomy places the organism in Eukaryota, Fungi, Ascomycota, Leotiomycetes, Helotiales, Mollisiaceae. The coding region runs from base 1 to 381 and encodes 126 amino acids.